GAGGCUGAGCCAGAGGAGUACGGAGUAAGUAGCCGAAGAAAAAGGAGCCGAGGCAGGGCAGCUGGGAAGACGCGCGGAGAGCAUCGGACUCACCUAGGCGGGCGGCGAGCGCCUGGUCCGAGUGGACCCCUGCGCUCGGCAGUAUGCGCCCCGCCUGCUAAGUCGUCUGCUUUUCGCCCUCACCUAGCGCCGCCGAUCCCGCCUGGAUGGAGUCCCCCCAGGGUUCUCAUUGGCUCCUGUGAGUGCUUGGGUGUCGAGAGCCUGUUUUUGGCGAAGGGAACCAACUUUUGAAGUUCGCCCAGGAGACUGCGUUCCAGCCCCAGCUCCCCGGCAGCCGGACCCGGCAGAGGCGCGACCGCGGCGCGAGUCACCAUGGGAAGCAAAGGUGCCUACCGCUACCAUUGGCAGAGCCACAAUGUCAAGCACAGCGGUGUGGACGACAUGGUCCUGCUCUCCAAGAUCACAGAGAACGCCAUCGUGGAGAAUCUCAAGAAGAGAUACAUGGACGACUAUAUUUUUACCUAUAUAGGAUCUGUACUAAUCUCAGUCAACCCUUUCAAGCAGAUGCCAUAUUUUGGGGAAAAGGAAAUUGAAAUGUACCAAGGAGCGGCGCAGUAUGAAAACCCACCACAUAUCUAUGCUCUUGCAGAUAGUAUGUACAGAAACAUGAUCAUUGACAGAGAGAACCAGUGUGUCAUCAUCAGUGGUGAAAGUGGUGCUGGAAAGACAGUGGCUGCCAAAUACAUCAUGAGUUACAUCUCCAGAGUGUCUGGAGGAGGCCCCAAAGUCCAGCACGUCAAGGACAUUAUUCUGCAGUCCAACCCACUGCUGGAGGCCUUCGGGAAUGCCAAGACAGUCCGGAACAACAACUCCAGCCGAUUCGGAAAAUACUUUGAAAUCCAGUUCAGUCCAGGUGGGGAACCAGAUGGCGGAAAGAUCUCCAACUUCCUUCUGGAAAAAUCUAGGGUGGUGAUGAGGAACCCUGGAGAGCGGAGUUUUCACAUAUUUUACCAGCUCAUCGAGGGCGCCUCCGCAGAGCAGAAGCACAGCCUCGGCAUCACCAGCAUGGACUAUUAUUACUACCUGAGCCUCUCCGGCUCCUACAAGGUGGAUGACAUCGAUGACAGGCGAGAGUUUCAGGAAACGCUGCACGCGAUGAAUGUGAUCGGGAUCUUUGCAGAGGAGCAAACCCUGGUGCUGCAGAUAGUGGCGGGUGUCCUCCACCUCGGAAAUAUCAGCUUCAAGGAAGUUGGCAAUUACGCAGCAGUGGAGAGUGAAGAGUUUUUGGCUUUUCCUGCAUAUCUGCUGGGGAUAAACCAGGACCGGUUGAAAGAAAAGCUAACGAGCCGACAGAUGGAUAGCAAGUGGGGAGGCAAGUCAGAGUCCAUCCAUGUGACCCUCAACGUGGAGCAGGCCUGUUAUACCAGGGACGCGCUCGCCAAGGCCCUGCACGCCCGGGUCUUUGAUUUCUUGGUAGAUUCCAUCAACAAAGCGAUGGAGAAGGACCACGAAGAAUACAACAUUGGUGUCCUAGACAUCUACGGCUUUGAAAUAUUCCAGAAAAAUGGCUUUGAACAGUUUUGUAUCAAUUUUGUUAAUGAAAAACUACAGCAAAUAUUUAUCGAACUAACAUUAAAGGCAGAACAGGAAGAAUACGUUCAAGAGGGAAUCAAGUGGACACCCAUUGAGUACUUUAAUAACAAAAUCGUGUGUGACCUCAUAGAGAACAAAGUGAACCCUCCUGGGAUCAUGAGCAUCCUGGAUGACGUGUGUGCCACCAUGCACGCGGUGGGUGAGGGGGCGGAUCAGACGCUGCUCCAGAAGCUUCAGAUGCAGAUCGGGAAUCAUGAGCACUUCAACAGCUGGAACCAAGGCUUCAUUAUUCACCAUUACGCUGGGAAGGUAUCUUACGACAUGGAUGGCUUUUGUGAAAGGAACCGUGAUGUGCUUUUUAUGGAUCUGAUCGAGCUGAUGCAGAGCAGUGAGCUACCUUUUAUAAAGUCUUUAUUUCCGGAGAAUUUGCAAGCUGACAAGAAAGGGCGCCCAACUACUGCCGGAAGCAAAAUAAAGAAACAAGCCAAUGACCUUGUGAACACUCUGAUGAAGUGUACACCUCACUACAUUCGUUGCAUAAAACCAAAUGAAACCAAGAAGCCCAAAGACUGGGAGGAAAGCAGGGUAAAGCACCAAGUCGAAUACCUGGGUCUGAAAGAAAACAUUCGAGUGAGAAGAGCUGGUUACGCCUAUCGGCGCAUCUUCCAAAAGUUCCUCCAGAGGUAUGCCAUUCUGACCAAAGCCACCUGGCCCUCGUGGAAAGGAGAUGAGAAACAAGGUGUCCUCCACCUGCUGCAGUCCGUCAACAUGGACGGUGACCAGUUCCAGCUUGGGAGGAGCAAAGUGUUCAUCAAAGCGCCUGAGUCUCUAUUUCUUCUAGAAGAGAUGAGAGAGAGGAAGUAUGAUGGGUACGCUCGAGUGAUACAGAAAUCUUGGAGGAAGUUCGUAGCCCGGAAGAAGUACGUCCAAAUGCGAGAAGAAGCCUCAGACCUCCUGUUGAACAAGAAGGAGAGAAGGAGAAACAGUAUUAACAGGAACUUCAUCGGGGAUUACAUCGGGAUGGAGGAGCACCCGGAACUCCAGCAGUUUGUGGGCAAGAGGGAAAAGAUCGAUUUUGCAGACACAGUGACCAAGUACGACAGGAGGUUCAAGGGUGUAAAGCGAGACCUGCUUCUUACUCCAAAGUGCUUGUACUUAAUUGGACGAGAAAAGGUCAAACAGGGUCCUGACAAAGGCCUCGUGAAAGAAGUGCUGAAGCGGAGAAUAGAGGUGGAGAGGAUCUUGUCCGUGUCCCUCAGUACUAUGCAGGAUGACAUUUUUAUUCUUCAUGAACAAGAGUAUGACAGUUUGCUUGAAUCCAUCUUCAAAACUGAAUUUUUAAGCCUGUUGGCAAAACGUUAUGAGGAAAAAACUCAGAAGCAACUACCUCUGAAAUUUAGCAAUACGCUUGAACUCAAGUUGAAGAAGGAGAACUGGGGUCCCUGGAGUGCAGGGGGCUCCCGGCAAGUGCAAUUCCACCAGGGCUUCGGUGACCUGGCCAUCCUCAAGCCCAGUAACAAAGUGCUGCAGGUCAGCAUCGGACCCGGGCUGCCCAGGAACUCCCGUCCUACCAGAAGGAACACCACUCAAAACAGAAGUUAUCCCAGCGGGACGCAAAACGCCAACUACCCGAUGAGAGCUGCCCCUCCGCCCCCAGGAUACCAUCAGAAUGGAGUCAUCAAAAACCAGUUUGUGCCACCUUCCCACGCUCCUGGAAACCAGCGGUCAAAUCAGAAAAGCCUGUACACCUCCAUGGCCCGCCCGCCCUUGCCACGACAACAGUCCACUGGCUCAGACCGGGUGUCACAGGCACCAGAGAGUUUGGAUUUCCUUAAAGUCCCAGAUCAGGGUGCUGCAGGGGUCCGGAGACAAACGACCAGUCGGCCUCCCCCAGCAGGGGGCAGACCCAAACCCCAGCCCAAGCCUAAGCCUCAGGUGCCACAGUGCAAGGCUCUGUAUGCCUAUGAUGCUCAGGACACAGACGAACUCAGCUUCAAUGCCAAUGACAUUAUCGAUAUUAUCAAAGAAGCUCCUCCACCUGAAUAAUGAGACAAACGGUCCCGUCCAGAAGUGGAUGAGGGCUCUUGAGGCAACGCACACCAGAGCCUCUCGAAUCGUCGGUGGAAUCAGAGCAGAACAUCUCGCCUCUGGUUAAAGUAUGUACGGUCCACAUCCCCUUGUCCACAUCCUUAGAGCUAACUAAGUGCCAGAUAUCAGAGAUGGGAGCCUUUAGAAAGCUAAUAAAGGUGUGUGUGUAUAUAUAUUGUAUCGUAUCAUAUCAUAUAUUAUAUCGUUGUGUUAUAUUAUAUUAUAAUUAUAUUAUAUACCCCCCUUGUGGGCCCCAGGGCAACACAUAGAUCAGACUCAGUUUUUCUGCCGUGAGACAUGAGCAUUCAUACUCCAGGAAGAGGUGUCACAAACAAACUCACGUCAGUUCAGGCCAAAUUUUGCCAUCAAAUGAGUUACAGAAAACUUUUAAUUUUCAGAACUUUCUGGAUUUUUUCAUCACAAAUGAAGCGUGGCCUGUAAUAUCUGUCAUCACUCAGAGAAAUAGGUUCCUUCUUUCACUGUUUACUCCUAGGAUAGACUUUUGGGGAGGAAAUUUAACAGUAUUUAUCAAAAUUUUAAAAUCCCCCUGUCAAAAAGAUUGCUUUGAAUUUAUAUUUAACCCCUUCCACCAAGAUAAAUUCCAAAUAAAUAAAUAUUUAAAUGUAUAAAAUAGACGUCAAAGCCCUAGAGGUAAUUAUGGGAGUGUUUUCUUUUUUUACAACAUCAUUAUGGGAAAGGAUUUCUAAAAAUGGGAAAAAACCAAGAAGCUGUAAAAUAAGAGAUCAUUUGAUUCUAAUACUUAAAUUUUAAAACAUAAAAAAUUAAUAAAAAUGGGAGGAGGGAUAUUUGCAACUCACAAGACAAAUUCACUAAGAUAUAUGAACAACUUGUAAUCAACAAGAUAAAGACCAACAUCCGAUAGAAAAAUAGGCAAAUGCUGUGAACAGGAAUACAUGGAGCUGUCGAAGAGAAUAUGGAAGCUCUUUAUACACUGAUAUGAAAGGACCUAUAGCGUAUAUUAUUAGGGUUAAGAAGUGCAGAACAUGUAAUAUACAUAGUAUGCUAUUUGUGUACAAAAGGGGGUAAUUUUUUUUUAACUUUCUGUUGAGAUUAUGAUAGUUUACAACCUUGUGAAAUUUCAGUUGUACAUUAUUGUCUGUCCGUCGUGUUGUAGGUGCGCCCCUGCACCCUUUGCGCCCACCCCCAACUUCCCCUUCCCCCUGGUAACCACUAAUCGGUUCUCUU
Molecule: messenger RNA, 4887 nt
Organism: Equus caballus (horse)
Lineage: Eukaryota; Metazoa; Chordata; Mammalia; Perissodactyla; Equidae
Source: RefSeq, a predicted model, not a curated record